GCUACAGAAGUUCUUCAGUGUUAGAAACGAAUUUUUAAACCGGAACGAAGCAAAAACAAAACAAAACAAACUUUUAAAACAUCCAUCUCUGGGCGCUGGAAACAUUCAUCCCUGGGCUGCUAAGGAGCCCAACCCGAUCGGAUUGUUCUCGGGUCGCUUCUGAUUUAUGAAGUUUGGAAAAGGGUUAAGUCCAAUCGUAAACCCGAUCAGGGGUGGAGGAUAGUGGAAAUUGCGGCUGGUCGCAGAGGGAGGAAAGGCGCUUAUAUUUGGAAAUUCUACAGACAAAGAAUAUGGGAGGUGGGGGGUAAGGGCUUAAACUUGCACUGCGGGGCGAGCAGCGUGCGGAAUCAGAUGGGAGAAAAGCGAAGCUUCUGGGCGCGAGCAGCCUCUACUGUCCCGGGAGCGCUGUCUCUUAUUACUCCACUUCUUUCACAUUGCUGCGUUAUCUGAAACGUUAAAGUAGACUUCUGCUAACCAGUGCCAUGUUUCAUUCCCUCCACACUUUCUAGUUCUAAGAGAGGAGGCAACAUGUCGGGGGAGGGCAGUAAAUGAAACGGCUGGCUCUAGUUCACCAAUGCACCAGACGUAUAUUUAUGUUUCUGGACAGAAGCCUUGAACUUGGAAUUAGGAAUGUAGUGGCAUGUACCGUUAUCAUCAGUAGUGUAACUUCUCUCUUUUGUGUGUGUGCCUGUGUGUGUUUUGGCCAAACCCACAGUAACUAAACGUACUCCUUAUACAAUCAAUGAAUGUACUAAAUGGUUGGGAUUUAUUGCAAACUCUUAUGAGUGAUUUUCACUGAAUACCUUUAUAUUUUCCUGCACUGGAUUACAAGAAAGAAAGAAAGAAAAAAACUAGAAGAAGAAAUUAAGAAAAGGCAGUUGCUUCACAGAAGCAAGCUUUCCUGUUUACCGCAAGGCCAGGGAGGGCUUGGCUGCCCACACCCCUCGGACCCUGAGCACACCUGUUCCUAGAGAGUUAUUAAUAGAGCCCAAAGAAUGACUUACUCUGUCAAAUGAUUUUCGCGCAAAUCUAAUGUCUUGCAAGGCAAUUAGGGGGUGGUUCUCAGCUCUUUUAGUUGGGUGGUGGUGGUGGCAGGCAGAGGUGGUGUAAUGUCUCCACCCUCACAUUAGCGGUUGGGUCUCUUCCGAGGAGAGACCAAGAACUGGUGGUGAACCCACCGGUGAGCGGACCAACGCUUCAGAGAACCUCCAAGCUGGAAGCCUGGAGGGGGUUGGAGGUGGGGGAGGAGAGGGCAGGAGAGGUUGUAAAUGGGGCUAGCUUCUCUAGUUUUCCCAUUUCCAUUUGGAUGUGACACAGGAUGUGCCUCUUGUCGAGUUGGAGUUUUCAGUUUGGCUGCGGUUUCCGAGGCCCUCUCCGACCAAGGAAAAGCGACACAAAAAGCCUGGAUCAGAGGGAACCACCCCCGCAGCAAGUGAAGGCUCGCUCGGCCUCGGCCUCGCCCUCGCCCUCUAGCGUUCGUCUGGAGAAGCGCCACCCAAGGAUUCCUGGAGACUCCGCUGCGCACCAUGGGGUCUACCAGCAUCCCGCUGGUGAAGGCCCUCCGCAGUCCUGUCUCCGACUAUGUCAACUAUGACAUCAUCGUCCGGCAUUAUAACUAUACAGGAAAGCUGAAUAUCAGCGCGGACAAGGAGAAUGGCAUUAAACUGAGCUCGGUGGUGUUCAUUCUUAUCUGCUGUUUAAUCAUCCUAGAGAACAUCUUUGUCUUGCUGACCAUUUGGAAAACCAAGAAGUUCCACCGACCUAUGUACUAUUUUAUUGGCAACCUGGCCCUCUCAGACCUGUUGGCAGGAGUGGCUUACACAGCCAACCUGCUCUUGUCUGGCGCCACCACCUACAAGCUCACCCCCGCCCAGUGGUUUCUGCGGGAAGGGAGUAUGUUUGUGGCCUUGUCUGCCUCCGUGUUCAGCCUCCUAGCCAUCGCCAUCGAACGCUAUAUCACAAUGCUGAAAAUGAAACUCCACAACGGGAGCAACAGCUUCCGCUCCUUCCUGCUGAUCAGUGCCUGUUGGGUCAUCUCCCUCAUCCUGGGUGGCCUGCCCAUCAUGGGCUGGAACUGCAUCAGCGCGCUGUACAACUGCUCCACGGUCCUGCCGCUCUACCACAAGCACUAUAUCCUCUUCUGCACCACUGUCUUCACGCUGCUCCUGCUUGCCAUCGUCAUCCUCUACUGCCGGAUCUACUCCUUGGUCAGGACUCGGAGCCGCCGUCUGACCUUCCGCAAGAACAUUUCUAAGGCCAGCCGCAGCUCCGAGAAGUCGCUGGCGCUGCUCAAGACCGUGAUUAUCGUCCUGAGCGUCUUCAUCGCCUGCUGGGCGCCCCUUUUCAUCCUGCUCCUGCUGGACGUGGGCUGCAAGGUGAAGACCUGCGACAUCCUCUUCAGAGCGGAGUACUUCCUGGUGCUGGCAGUGCUUAACUCCGGCACGAACCCCAUCAUUUAUACUCUGACCAACAAGGAGAUGCGCCGAGCCUUCAUCCGGAUCCUGUCCUGCUGCAAGUGCCCCAGCGGGGACUCCGCGGGCAAAUUCAAGCGACCCAUCAUCGCAGGCAUGGAAUUCAGCCGCAGUAAGUCGGACAACUCCUCCCACCCGCAGAAGGACGAUGGGGACAACCCAGAGACGAUUAUGUCCUCUGGAAAUGUCAACUCUUCUUCCUAAGACUGAGCGCUACUGACCCACGAGGAGAGUUCUUGCGUGGUCACCCACCACCCAGUGUUUGGAAAAAAAAAAAAUCUCUGUCUCGACUGCUGCCAGGAGCUGCUGCUGGGAGCCAGAGGGAGGGCGGGCAGAGUAAGAGCAGCCUGGUGGUGCCGGGGUGUUGGUGGGUUAGUUCCUGUGAACAAUGCACUGGGAAGGGUGGAGAUCAGGUCGUCGCCUGGAAUCUAUUUCCUACACCCCCCCCCCACCCUCCCGCCCUGGAGCUUUGAUUUUGCACUGAGCCAAAGGUCUAGCAUCGUCAAGCUCCUGAAGGGUUCAUUUGGCCCCUCCUCGAAGACAGACUAAUGUCCCGGUGUGAAAGCGUGUGUCGGGAGCUUUGAGGAGAUGUUUUCUUUCACCUGAGUUUCCAGCCCCAGUGAUUGUGUGCACUUCGGCUUCUCUGGGUAUGCUCUGCAUAUCCCACCCUCCCUUCCCCUUCACACCCCUCCUCAAAAUUCUGUAACUUUAUAUUCCAACUACCGGGCCUUCAUCAGAGCUGGGGUUGUGGCAUGGUCCAUUUCUUGAUGGUCUGUAGCAGGUAGGCUGUGUCCAGGACGAAAACUGUGAGGAAUGGGGAUGGUUUGGAGAUGUAAAGCAGUUUUGUUUGCUGAGGCCAAAGUUUCCAUGUAAGCUGGAUCAGUUUUUUGGAAUUUGGUUAAAGUCACUUUGUUUUUGUUUUUUGUUUUUUUUUCUUUUAACAACUUUACAAGGAAAUAUGUUUGUUACAGCAUUGUUACCCGUUGUGGCUGAAAUCUGCAUAAGGAAGUCCAAUUUAUCUUAAUGGUAUCAGGCAGGAUCCUUUGUGUCAUAGGAGAAACAAACUAGCAAAACGAGGUGAAAACUGACUGGGGGGUGGGGUGACUGUAAACCAAGAGAGAUUUCUUAAUGAAUCUAACAAAUACAUCUGUCUUUGGCACUUUUGUUGAUGUUUAUUUCAGAGUGUUGUGUGAAUUAGUUCAACCAACAGGAUGGUUAUUUUGUUAUGUUAAAAGUACUUUUCCGUGAUUUUUGAAUGUAUUUGUUUCAGCAUUUUAUCGGAUUUUUCUAACUCGCGUUAACACCAUUGAACGUGUAUUUCCUAAGAAAAUACAACCCUCUUGUGCCAUUAAAGCAUUACUUUAACUGAUAGGGAAUACCAGAAAUUUUUCAAUACAGCUGUUCAUUAAAUAGUCAGUUAAAGAUGUGUAUAAAUUUUACAAAAAAUAAAGAUAUAUUGCUGUCUUUUUAGUAUGGUUUUCAGUGCAAUUAAACUGAGAAAUGUCUUUUUAAAAAUAGUAUUUAAUAGGUUUCUGACUUUUGUGGAUCAUUUUGCACAUAGCUUUAUCAACGUUUAAACAUUAAUAAACUGAUUUUUUUAAAUA
Molecule: messenger RNA, 4075 nt
Organism: Ailuropoda melanoleuca (giant panda)
Lineage: Eukaryota; Metazoa; Chordata; Mammalia; Carnivora; Ursidae
Gene: S1PR1
Product: sphingosine-1-phosphate receptor 1
Exons: 2
Coding region: 1527-2675 (382 amino acids)
Biological process (GO): G protein-coupled receptor signaling pathway
Cellular component (GO): membrane
Molecular function (GO): sphingosine-1-phosphate receptor activity
Source: RefSeq, a predicted model, not a curated record